GUGUUAACCUCAAAUACGAAUGGCGCGGCCGUCUUGGAAGAACGAAACGUCACGGUCCGAGACGAUUUCUUGGUUUAUGGGUUGUCCGGAAAAUUGAAAGAAAGCGAAAACUCGUCGCCCAACACGUAGCGUACACGAACUCAAUAUGUGCAGACCGUCAGUGCGAAAAACACGGGAAACGCGAAAAAACCAAAAACAUUUCAUGGAAGGGACGCGUUAACUCCUUGGCUUGUCAACGGACAACUUAUUUUGUUAUUAUUUAUUUUUUAUUUUUUCCCUCAGUGUUUACUAUUUGCUCACGUUUACGUUGUCUAUCGCAUCAUUCUUUUUUUAUCAUUUUAACGUUCGAUUCCGCUGUCUCGACUUGUAUGUUUGAGAGUGUGUACGUUCGCUCGUCCCGUCAGAGUCGAAUUAUUUUUUUUAUUAACCCGUAACCGAUUGCACUGCAUCUGCGUGAUCCACCACAGGAGGUUUGUAUCCAAAAUUUGCCGAUGAUCCACAAACGACUAGCAAAUGUCAAAAGUUAUGGUUGAUUAUCAUUGUAGGCGCAAAAGCGUUGUGAUUACGUUAUGAUCGUGGCGCAACAACAUCAUGCUGCAAUCUUCCAAACCGAAGGUCACCGACCUAAAUCCACAUUUGUUAUGUGUUCUGUGUGGUGGAUACUUUGUAGAUGCUACAACAGUAAUCGAAUGUUUACAUUCCUUUUGUCGGAGUUGUAUUGUCAAAUAUCUCGAACGCAACAAAUAUUGUCCAAUAUGCGACGUAUUAAUUCACAAAUCCAAACCUCUAUCCAAUAUCAGGCCAGAUCAUACUCUACAGACUAUUGUUUACAAACUUGUCCCAUUUUUAUUUCAAAAAGAAAUGUCUUUAAGAAGAGACUUUUAUAGUCAAAAACAUUUGUAUAUACCACGAGAUUUACUUAGUCGUGGUGUUGUACCAGAGAAUUAUCAUGUUUUUGCUACCAAUGAACGAAUUAGUGUAUGUCUUUAUUAUGAACUGGAUAAUACAGAUCAAAUAUUUAAACAAGAAGCAUAUAAAUACUACUUGUGGUGUCAAGUAACAAUGACAGUUUUAGCUUUGAAAAAAUUAAUAUACCUAAAAUAUGAAUUAACACCAAAUGAUUAUCAUAGUGUAGAAAUCUUUCACCAAAAUAAUUUAUUAGAUGAUCAUUUAACUAUAAUGGAUAUUAUUUAUAUGUUUGAUUGGAAAAGGAAAGAACCAUUAACAAUUGCUUAUCGUAUUCUUAAAACCGAAAUUCAACCUCUUCCUCAUAAUGAAAUUGUUAGAAAAGAAAACAUGUUGGCCCCUCAAAGAGAUAAUGAAAAUUCCAAAGAAGAAAAAAAUGAUUUACAUCUUCAAGCUAUUGCUAAUACAGAGAUAAAAGUUGAAGAAGUACCUACAAAAUUAGAAGAAAAAUCUAUGGCUAUUGUUAAGAUACCAGAUUCUAAAGAAGUACAAUUAGAAAUUAGCGAAAAUGGGAUCAUGAAAGUUACAAAUAUUAUUCAGAGUAGAGAAACUAUUCAAGCUAAUGUUACUAUUGAACCUACUGAUGUAAUCAAGAAUGAAAAUUCAUCUAAACUUGAAGAUAAUAAAAAAAAUAAUGAUGAUGAUAAGAAAAAAACCUUAAAAGUUUAUCCAGGAUCUAAGAUAAAAAAGACAAAACCUAAAUUAGAUACUAUUGUUGAAAAAAUUAAAAAACAAGGAACUAAGUACAAAACAUUAACAACUCCAACCAAACAUUGGAAUCCUAGUAUAUCAAAGAGUUCAAUUUUAGCCAAAAAAAAAGAAAUGAAUGGAGUAGAUAAAAAAAGUCAAAAGUUUUUCAAAUCAAGAGAUAAAAAAAAUGAAGAUAAAGCAGAAGAAAAUUUAAAAAGAUUAGCUGAAGUACCUUUAAUGAAAAUAAAUCCUCAGACAUUAUGUCCAAUCAUGCCUUCUACUCCAGCUAAGAAAUCUAAAAAGCUUACUCCUAAAAAGAACACUUUAGCUCAUUCUUUGGCUCUACUACCUGUUCGGCCAGUCAAUAAUAAUCCAUUUACCAAUCCAUUGAAUCCUUUCAUGUAUGGAACAUAUUCGAAUAAUUCUAAUGGAGGUCCAGGAGAACCAAAUGAUUUUCUUAAAGCUAUGUCUGAACUGUGUCCACCAUCAUCGGCUUACCAUAAUUCAUUGCCUCCAUCUGUCAGUGUACUUCUUAAUCCUCUGUAUACACAUCACAGACAAAGUCAAGCUAAAAAAAUACCUACAACUGUACCUCAAUCACCUGAUGUACAAAAAUUACCUUCCAAUAAACUAGACACUAAAACUGAACAGAUAGAAGAUAAAAAAAAUGCUGACAAUAAAGAUGAUGAAUGCACUAAUAAUAACAAAGGCGAAGAAAAAAUGGAAGUAGAUAAUGAAAAAGAAAAAGAAUAAACUUAGAGUACCAUGAAAUUUCUAUAACUCGUAAAUAGUCUUUAAAGCAUCAUGACAAUAAGAUUUGUAAAAAUGCAUGCAAAUUUACCUAAAUAAGUUAUUUAAUCACUAUAGAACAUGAAAUUCAAGGGGAUCUCCAAGACUUAUUUAUAACAAAAUUUUAGUUUUAGUCAUAUUUAUUUCCUUUUUUAUUUCCACUUAGUAUAUGAGAUUUUAUUUUUUGUGAUACUAUAAUCUUUUACUGGUGGGUAAUUCCUAUUGAAGAAUUGUUAUUAAUAUAUAUUUUUUAAGCUGGUAGUUAGGAAUGUUUCUUACAAUAUUAUAGAUUUACAUUUAUUUUUUGAGUACUUGUAUGAUAAUUUUAUAGUGCAGUAAAACCUCGAUAAGAUGGAAUCGCUUGGGACCAUGAAAUUUUUUUGUGUUAACGGGGUUUCCGUCUUAUCAAGGUUUUGUUGUAUAAUCAUUAUUUCCUACCAAAAAAUUAACUAGUACUAGUUAUUAUAUACUUCUAUUUUGUUUAAAUUGUUUACAGUAAUGUAUAUUUGUGAGUUUUUUCUUCUUCAAAUUUAUAAAUCAAACUACGAUAUAAAGUUAGGAUUGUUAGCAAUUUUCCUGUGCAUAAUAAAUAUCAAUUGGUGGAUUGAGGUUCAAAAUAGCUUCAAUACAUUAAAGCAUAGUUGUCUUUUACGACUCGUUCAUAAUAAUUCCAACAACAAUAACUGAAUAUAAAGAAGUAAUGUAAUAUUUUAUUAUACCUGUGUUCUAAAAUGUUUAAUACAAUACAUUUUUUUAUAAAUUAGAUUACCCUUGUUUUAUGUUCUAUAUCUUUCAAAUAAGUUUCUAUAUAAAUUUGUAGCCAAAUUUUAAUGUUUUGCUUGUUUUAAAAUUUUUAUUGAAAUUUCUCUCAAAUUCUAGUCUUAGAUUAAGAUGUAAAUUUUGUAAAAAAGAAAAAAUGUUAAUAAUUUUAUUCAUGUGCCUUCAGUAUUUAAUACCCAUUGCUCACAUACUUAUGUGAUAUCGAUAUAUGUUUAUGUAUUGCAGCUCAAUUUUUUUUAAAUGCAUUGGAAAAUUAAUGUACAUUGUACAGGGUAAUAUGCACUAAUCUCUAAGAUUGUGUGAUGAUUUAUAUAUUCUUCUGUGGUAUAAUUAAUUUCAUGUUGACUAAUGAUUUUUUUUUUAUAUACUUUUCAAUAAUUUCAACU
Sipha flava (yellow sugarcane aphid) is the source of this 3611-nucleotide messenger RNA. Its product is annotated as polycomb group protein Psc-like. Gene Ontology annotation, biological process: negative regulation of transcription by RNA polymerase II. The transcript has 6 exons. The coding region runs from base 592 to 2409 and encodes 605 amino acids. NCBI's taxonomy places the organism in Eukaryota, Metazoa, Arthropoda, Insecta, Hemiptera, Aphididae. Gene Ontology annotation, molecular function: promoter-specific chromatin binding. Gene Ontology annotation, cellular component: PRC1 complex. The record is from RefSeq and is a predicted model, not a curated record.